AUGGCCAGUGAUCCCUCUUUGCAAGACCCUCUGCUGGCCCUUCGCCGGGCCAUCGCAGCUGGCAGUCUUCCCACGCCGACCACCUCCGAUGAGCUCUCAGACCAGAAUGCCACCGACGACCUGGCCAAAGCCACCCAUCUCUACUUCACCACCCCACAGCUACAGACAAUUCCCCUGACGGCGCCGACCCGCUUCGUCUCCAGCUCCUCUAACUCCGCCGUCGACCUGCGCAGUAUCUUGUUCGCCUGGCAAAAGAAGGAUGUCGCAAUUCCCGAGUACAUCGCCUCCGCACAAGAAUUGAACGAGUCGCUGAAGCAGAAAGAGCGCAAGGAAGGCGAGGAGGAAGAAAAGGUGCAGAAUCUCAUUUUCGUCGAACGGUUGGAUCUCAUCACCUGGCUGGAAGGCGCCUCCGACGAGAGUGAAUACAUCAAACCCUUGGAGGGUGCCGCUGCGGCGGCUGCUUCUGCAGCAGCUCAGGCUCAAGCCUCGGCGAAUAUCGCUUCUGGUGCUACCGGUGGCGUCUCUACUGUUGCCAGCGGUGCACCCGGAGCCGGCGCGCCUCCUGCGGGGGCUCAGCAAGCAAAGGCCUCCAAGGUCGUCGACCCCAGAUUGCAGGAGAUUUACAAUGGAGAGCGGAAGCUGGGUGAUCGCAACAGUGUGUUGCGAGGGAUAAAGCCUACGGAUUUCUCCCAUGUCCGCAAAACCGCAGAGACCUUCCUCGGUCGUAACCGCUCGCGAACCGGACAAUAUCCUCCCGGCACCAAACCCGGAAGCAAACCACAGUCCAUGGUGCCCGCGCCGUCGGCCGGGCUCUCGCAACCCCGAAAAGGCAGCUCCAAGACGCAGGACCCCAUCAUCCUUCUCUCCCCGUCGGCGUCGUCGCUCAUCCGCAUGUCCAACGUCCGGUCAUUUCUUCAGGACGGUGUCUUUGUACCUCCGGACCAUCCCACGCUCUCCAUGCCCAGCUCCAAUAUCCUGUACAUCUCGCGCCCGCUGCGCAUGAAUGCCGAUCCGUCCAGUUCCUCUUCUCGCGCCGUGGGCUCGCACGGCUCAAGAAAGCCAACCCGCUUCAUUCUGGUCGACAGUACUGCCAACUUCCGACCGGACUAUUGGAACCGGCUCGUGGCGGUCUUCACUACCGGUCAAACCUGGCAAUUCAAGUCGUACAAGUGGUCGUCGCCGCCCGAGCUGUUCAAGCACGCUACUGGUGUCUACGUUGGAUGGCGCGGUGAGGAUGUUCCGCGGGAAGUCCGCGGCUGGGGGCGCGGUGUCCAAAGCUUUUCGGUUGAGCGAUGGGACGAGAAGGGUGGUUCGCAUGGGGCUGGACGUUGGCGGGAUCGCGAGGUUGUCGAGGGUAUAUGGAGUGCGAUUGAAGAAGGGAUGAAACUACGUGGAUGGGGAUCCAAAUGA
Molecule: messenger RNA, 1410 nt
Organism: Aspergillus steynii IBT 23096
Lineage: Eukaryota; Fungi; Ascomycota; Eurotiomycetes; Eurotiales; Aspergillaceae
Product: CDC73 C-terminal domain-containing protein
Exons: 2
Coding region: 1-1410 (469 amino acids)
Biological process (GO): transcription elongation by RNA polymerase II; positive regulation of transcription elongation by RNA polymerase II
Cellular component (GO): Cdc73/Paf1 complex
Molecular function (GO): RNA polymerase II complex binding
Source: RefSeq, a predicted model, not a curated record